This is a messenger RNA of Epithele typhae, 1671 nucleotides long. RefSeq names its product NMD3-domain-containing protein. Bases 1 to 1671 code for a protein of 556 amino acids. Gene Ontology annotation, molecular function: ribosomal large subunit binding. Gene Ontology annotation, cellular component: cytoplasm; nucleus. Gene Ontology annotation, biological process: ribosomal large subunit export from nucleus. The transcript has 3 exons. NCBI's taxonomy places the organism in Eukaryota, Fungi, Basidiomycota, Agaricomycetes, Polyporales, Epitheliaceae. The record is from RefSeq and is a predicted model, not a curated record.
AUGCAGUUCGUACCCGCGCCCGCGGUCCACCGCGUCCUCUGUGCCGACUGCGGCACUCCCAUCGUCCCCAACUCCGCCAACCUAUGCGUCAACUGUCUACGGAAUACCGUAGACAUUACGGAAGGCAUACCAAAACAAGCAUCUGUCUCCUUCUGCAGGAACUGCGAGCGCUUUCUUUCUCCUCCAACAAGUUGGAUCAUCGCGCGACCCGAGUCCCAAGAGCUGCUCGCGAUAUGUCUCAAGAAGCUUAAGGGCCUCAACAAGAUCCGCUUAACCGAUGCGCACUUCAUCUGGACCGAGCCGCACUCGAAACGUCUCCGCGUAUCGCUCACAAUCCAGAAGGAGGUCCUCGCCGCGACGGUCCUGGAGCAAGUCUUCGAGAUCGAGUUCCUCGUCCAGUAUGGCCAGUGCCCGGAUUGCACGAAGCUGGCCGCGAAGAACACGUGGAAAGCGAUGGUCCAGGUCCGGCAGAAGGUCCCCCACAAGCGCACCUUCCUCUUCCUCGAGCAGCUCAUCCUCAAGCACGGUGCGCAGAAGGAAACGAUCUCGGUCAAGGAGGUGCAGGAUGGGCUAGACUUUUUCUACUCGUCGCGGAGCCAUGCGCAGAAGAUGGUAGAGUUCUUGGCGAGCGUGGUCCCCACAAGAUCUAAGUCGUCGGAGCAGCUGAUCUCUUCCGAUACCCACACGAGCACGGCCAACUUCAAGUACACCUACUCCGUCGAGAUCGCACCCAUAUGCAAGGACGAUCUCGUCUGCCUCAACCCAAAACUCGCCCGCUCCCUCUCUAACAUCUCCCCGCUCGUGCUAUGCUCCCGCGUCGGCAACUCCCUGCAACUGCUCGACCCCGCUACCCUCCAAACGGUCGAGAUCGCCUCGACAAUUUUCUGGCGCGCGCCCUUCGACGCGCUCGCGUCCGCCACGGACCUCGUCGAGUUCACCGUGCUCGACGUCGAGCCCGCGGCGCCGAGGCGCGGCAAGUGGGUCCAGGCGGACGCGCAGGUCGCGCUCUCCGGCGCGUUCCGCUCGCACGCCGACGGCGACGCCGCGAUGGACGACGGCGGCGGCGCGGAGCUCAUCUUCCACACGCGCACGCACCUCGGCGGGAUCCUGCAGCCGGGCGACGCCGCGCUCGGCUACUUCCUCAGGAACACGAACGCCAACUCGGACGACUUCGCGGCGCUGCCCGCGCACCGCGUCCCGGACGUCGUGCUCGUCAAGAAGGCGUACCCGAACCGGCGCAAGAAGAACAGGCCGCGCAAGUGGCGGCUGCGGUCGAUCGCGAAGGAGGCGGGCGAGGAGGGCGAGACUGGGUCGGGGCGCGGCGUCGUCGGACGCAUGGGCGGGCGGGACCAGAAGAAGGUGGAGGAGGACUACGAGCUGUUCUUGCGCGACAUCGAGGAGGACGACGAGGUGCGCGGGGCCGUCAACUUGUACCGCGCCAAGGACACGCGGCUGGAGGCGGGGUCGGGGAUGGCGGGAGGCAAGUCGCGGCGGAGGGGCGAGGGCCAGUUCGACAUGGACGUCGACGGGGAGCAUGCCGCGCCGGCUGCGGUGGGCGGCGACGCGGGCGACGAGGAGGAAGAGGAGGAACCAGACUUCCCGGAAGUGAAGCUCGACGACUUGCUCGAAGACUUUGACGAGAUGACGCUGGAGGACUCUGCGGAGGCGUGA